Molecule: messenger RNA, 705 nt
Organism: Microthlaspi erraticum
Lineage: Eukaryota; Viridiplantae; Streptophyta; Magnoliopsida; Brassicales; Brassicaceae
Source: the annotation of a GenBank genome assembly
AUGCAGGAGUUCAAUAGUGGUGCAUGCUGUGUUACGGUUUUGAUACAAGAUCAGGAGAUGAUUGUGUCGAAUUUGGGAAACUGUAGAGUUGUUCUGUGUCGAGGAGGAGGAGUUUCUGAGGCUCUUACAAGUGAACACAAACCAGAAAGAGAUGACGAGCGCAAAAGAAUAAAAAAUCAGGGAGGUCAUGUCAGCUUUCUUGGCAAGGCUUGGAGAGUUGCUGGGAUACUCGCUGUUUCGAGAAGCAUUGGAGAUGCAGAUUUGAAGAAUAAGAAACUGGUGAUUGCUGAGCCCGAGACAAGAGUACUCGAGAUUGAAGAAGAUAUGGAGUUUCUUCUCUUAGCUACUGAUGGUCUUUGGGAUUGGGUUGGUAAUGAAGAAGCUGUUGACACUGUGUUGAGUGUCUUAGCUCAGGGCAAGACUCCUUUAGAAAGCGAGUAUGAGAGCUUGAUCCAGGGGUUUGACAAUUUGAGCCCAUUUCCGAAACGCAGCCGAUUGUCGCUUGUCAAGGAAGAAAAAGAAAUGUUGCCAGUUGAAUCUUCCAAAUCCGAGAAUGAAUCACCAGACCGUGAGAUAGGGACCCCAACUUCAAAGUCCGCGAAGAUCAAGGCGGCUUGCAAAAAGCUCGUGGACAUGGCAUUGAGUACAGGUAGUAUGGAUGAUAUCACAGUGGUGAUUGUUGAUCUCAACCGGUACAAAUGCUGA